Molecule: messenger RNA, 738 nt
Organism: Fusarium vanettenii 77-13-4
Lineage: Eukaryota; Fungi; Ascomycota; Sordariomycetes; Hypocreales; Nectriaceae
Exons: 1
Coding region: 1-738 (245 amino acids)
Biological process (GO): translation; ribosomal small subunit assembly; maturation of SSU-rRNA from tricistronic rRNA transcript (SSU-rRNA, 5.8S rRNA, LSU-rRNA)
Cellular component (GO): ribosome; mitochondrial small ribosomal subunit
Molecular function (GO): small ribosomal subunit rRNA binding; structural constituent of ribosome; mRNA 5'-UTR binding
Source: RefSeq, a predicted model, not a curated record
AUGAGUCGGCCAUUGACGAGUCGCCUCGCGGCGCAAUCGAUCCUCCGAGGCCCCCGAGCCACCGUCUCCAAGUCCUCCUUCAAGAUUGCCCGCCCAAUCUCACAGACGAGUGCCCGCCGCGAUGAUGACCUCCCACCUCCUCCGCCUCGAGCACCCCGGAAGAGGGUCCUGGGUCAACCCAGCGCCUCGUCGUUCCUUCAGAGCAUCUACGGCAAGUCACAGCCGAACGCCGCCCAGACGCCACAGAACAAUGCCAUGGCCAGUCUUUCCCAGAGCCUCGCCCUCAAGGCUCUGAAGAAGACCAAUCUCGACAUGAGCCCUCUCGGAGGAGGGGGCAUGCGGGCAGCACAAGCCAAGGAGGACGACCUUGAGCCAUUCCACUUCCACAUCUACUCGCACAAGCACAACACCCACAUCACCUGCACGAAGCCCAAUCGCGAGCCCAUUAUUUCCCUCUCGGCCGGCAACAUUGGUUUCCGCAAGUUUCGACGCGGGACAUUCGAUUCCGCCUACUCCCUCACAAAGUACGUCCUGGAGCGAUUGAUCCACACCGGCUGGCCCAUGAAGAUGAACCGGUUGGAGGUGGUGCUGCGAGGCUUCGGCCAGGGACGAGAGGCGGCCCUCAAGGUCCUGAUGAGCCCAGAGGGCAAGGUCCUGCGUGACAAGAUUGUCCGUGUGGCCGAUUCCACGAGAAUCAAGUUUGCCGGAACCAGAAGCGAGAAACCCAGACGUCUGUAA